CGGCUCCGGUGACUGAACGCGCGGGGAAAUGGCCACGGGGACAGACCAGGUGGUGGGACUCGGCCUCGUCGCCGUUAGCCUGAUCAUCUUCACCUACUACACCGCCUGGGUGAUUCUCUUGCCAUUCAUCGACAGUGAGCAUGUCAUCCACAAGUAUUUCCUGCCCCGAGCCUAUGCUGUCGCCAUCCCACUGGCUGCAGGCCUCCUACUGCUCCUGUUUGUGGGACUGUUCAUCACCUACGUGAUGCUGAAGAGCGAGAGGGUGACCAAGAAGGCUCAGUGAAGGUCCCGCGGGGAUGAGGCUGCCAGCCCCUUCUCUGCUUCCCCUCCAGCACAGGGACCAAGUAGGGGAGCCUGCAGAACCUGUCCAGGCACAGUGGCGCCUCCAGCCUGCCUGUCCUGCAGAGUCCCCAUGACAUGGAGCUCACCCCUGCCUGACCGGAGCCCCCUCCCUGACUCUCACUUCCAGAAGCUAGGAGGGAGGAAUACCUGGAAGACUCCAGUCACCCCCUUCUUGCUCAGGGCCUAAAAGAUGCUGGUCUCCCAACCUCACUCUCAGACUCCCUGCCACCUUUUCCCCCGGGUUCUGCCAUGUUGCCUCACUUCCCCUCCUGUCACAUGCUGACAUUGGACUUAGCGGGUUCUAGGGCCGCAUGUGUGACCUCUCUGACCUCCCUCCACAAGUCCUGCUCCUCCAGCAAGGCAGCUUUCCUUAGCCUGACAUAGCCCAAGACCCCGCAAAGCCUUCUGGACCUGGAACGCCCGGGGAAGGACUGACAGACCCCAGGACCAGCCCUGGGCCUCAAGGCAUAUUAGCUGCUGACCGAUCGCUCCUCAUGGAGCUCCCCAGGGCUGGCCUGUUUGGGAGAGCUGACCAAU
Macaca mulatta (Rhesus monkey) is the source of this 879-nucleotide messenger RNA. It is a transcript of the gene DPM2, whose product is annotated as dolichyl-phosphate mannosyltransferase subunit 2, regulatory. The record is from RefSeq and is marked provisional. Gene Ontology annotation, cellular component: dolichol-phosphate-mannose synthase complex; endoplasmic reticulum membrane. Lineage: Eukaryota; Metazoa; Chordata; Mammalia; Primates; Cercopithecidae. Gene Ontology annotation, biological process: GPI anchor biosynthetic process; dolichol phosphate mannose biosynthetic process. Gene Ontology annotation, molecular function: enzyme regulator activity.